UGUGGUCAAUGAAGGUUUAAAUCUCUUUAUCCCAUUCCUAGUGCGGACCAGGCUUGGUAUACGACGACCGGUAAUCUUCACGGACUCGUACCUAUAUUUCUUUGUCUCCCCAGAAGCUCCUGAUUGGCCCUUACUCAUCAGUUGUGUUAAUACCCCUUCACAUCUUUCAUUUGCAUCCAGUCCAGCAACCAUGGCGCAGUCAGGGCAGCAUCAGAUAUCAAUCCCCCCGCCGGCCAAAUGUGCCUCAGAGUCCUCAAGCCCUACCGAUUCAGUAUUUAUCGAGUCUGAGAAGGCCUUCCUCGGAAACAUGCCUGACCCUGAGAAGCAACAAGUCAGUAUGGAUCCAGAAAAGACACUAGGGAGGACCGCAUCCUCAGGGUUCCGUGACCUUGAAGCCCAGACCGAACCCGAGCCCAAGAGAAGGUGGUAUGCUCCUAUCCGGUAUACCGCUCUCGACAUCUACCGCCGUCUCUUCUCCAUCGUUUUCCUCGCAAACCUUGGCGUCUUCAUUUGGGUCAUGGUUGCCAACCGUACCUUGAUGGCCCUCAUCAACGCUACAGCUGCCAACGUGCUCGCUUGUGGUUUGGCCCGUCAGCCCUUGGUCGUGAACACCUUCUUCCGCGUUGCAUGCUCAAUCCCCAGAUCGGCCCCGCUCCGGCUGCGGCAGAUUGCAUGCAAGGUCUAUCACUAUGGAGGCGUCCACAGUGGUUGCGGAGUCGCCUCGUUCGUCUGGUAUAUCGGCUUUGUGGCCGUCUUGACCCGCACGUACACAAACCCUCCUGGAGGCCAGGCGGUCAUCUCAUCUGCACCAGUCAUCCUGGCGUACAUUAUCCUGGUGCUCCUCAUGGCCAUCAUCAUUGUGGCCUACCCUGGCUUCCGAGCCAAGCUGCACGACUACUUCGAACUCACGCACCGCUUCUCUGGCUGGGUCGUGGUCGCCCUCUUCCUAUGCCUGCUGUUGGUUUUCGCGGACGAAGCCAGAAGAGCUGAAGGCGUCUCCCUGGGCAGCUUCAUCAUAAAAAUCCCCGGUUUCUGGUUCCUGAUGAUUGUCAUCGCCUCCAUCAUUCACCCCUGGGUGUUCCUGCGCAAGGUCCGCGUGGAGCCCGAAUAUCUCUCCGACCACGCCGUCAGACUCCAUUUCGACUACACCAAGACUGCCUUCGGCAAGGGUAUCCAGCUCUCUAAGCAUCCGCUUCGUGACUGGCACGGUUUUGCCACCUUCCCCGACCCAGGGGGCAACACCUUCUCCUCCAUGGUCUCCAAGGCCGGCGACUGGACAGCAGACACCAUCAAGGAGCAGCCCACCCACCUAUGGAAGCGUGGCGUGUUGGUCUAUGGCUUCGCGUACUCUAUGCGUGUCUUCAAGAAAGUCCUCGUCGUCACCACCGGAUCAGGCAUCGGUCCCUGCUUAUCGUUCCUGGGUGAUGAGAACCGUCCCGAGCUGCGCGUCGUCUGGCAAACCCGAGCUCCCGUGAAGACAUACGGAGAGAAGGUCAUUGACCUUGUCAAGCAGAUGGACCCCGACCCGGUCAUCGUCGACACCAACGAGAGGGGUCGGAUAGACAUGGUUCCUCUCAUCAGGAAGUUGUACAAGGAGUUCGAGCCGGAAGCUGUUUGUGUGAUCAGUAACGGCAAGGUCACGAAGAACACGGUUUAUGAAUUGGAGGCCACUGGUAUCAAAGCAUACGGUCCCAUUUUUGAUUCAUGAUUUCCCUUCUUUUGCGUUGCGGUGUUGGUGUCUUUUGGUGUUGGUUUGUCCUUUAUAUGGUCUGUUUAUGGGCUGGGUUGGUAUAUCACGCUGAUAUGAGUUAUCCGAUAUUAUUUAAUGCUUUUUGAAGAAAACUGAUGAGAAUGGAGGGGUAAAGAUGUGAAAAAUCGGUUUCUGUAUAUAGUAAGGGCACUACCCUGCCUUACCCGAUU
Aspergillus ruber CBS 135680 is the source of this 1920-nucleotide messenger RNA. RefSeq names its product integral membrane protein TmpA. The coding region runs from base 191 to 1708 and encodes 505 amino acids. The record is from RefSeq and is a predicted model, not a curated record. Gene Ontology annotation, biological process: conidium formation; sexual sporulation resulting in formation of a cellular spore; regulation of conidium formation. The transcript has a single exon. NCBI's taxonomy places the organism in Eukaryota, Fungi, Ascomycota, Eurotiomycetes, Eurotiales, Aspergillaceae.